Pseudomyrmex gracilis is the source of this 2954-nucleotide messenger RNA. RefSeq lists its product as uncharacterized. NCBI's taxonomy places the organism in Eukaryota, Metazoa, Arthropoda, Insecta, Hymenoptera, Formicidae. The transcript has 2 exons. The coding region runs from base 116 to 2593 and encodes 825 amino acids. The record is from RefSeq and is a predicted model, not a curated record.
GGACGAGGAGGAGGACGAGGAGGAAGAGGAGGAGGAGGAGGAGGAGGAGGAAGAGCAAGAGAGCGAGAAACCUACUUGCCGGGUGAACAAGGCGGGCAUUCAGGAUAUAUUGAACAUGAUAGAUGCCACGGCCUCGCCCGUUCUCGCCACCGACACUCCCAACGCUGAUCUGCCGGUCGAUUCCACCAAGACGUACGAGAUUCUUGACGAAAAACAAUUCGUCGAGAAAAACAUCGUCGAAGACGUGGAAAGAAUCGACGACGCGAAGGAUCAAUUGAGGAGCGAGUCGGUCUGUAGUUACCAGACCGAAACCGUCGAUCGAGACGGCGAGAUCGACGACAAGCUCGAGGUGCACGAGGAAAAAAUCUUGGAAGAAAAUUGUAUGGGCGACAUUCAGGAAGAUAGAAAUGUCGACGAGCAGAACAAACUCAUGAUGCUCUCGCUGAAAAAUAAUUCCGAGAUGACGUUGGAAUCGUGCAAGAUUGCCGAGGCCGAUGGCGGCUUCGUCAAUCUACCGAGAACCAAAUCAAACUCUCUGGUUACCUUCCAAACCCCGUUGGAGGUCGAAGAGGAAGUUGAGGAAGAGGAAGCCGAAGAAGAAGCCGAAGACGAGAUCGAGGAAGAAGCGCGGAACGAGCCCGUGAUCAAGGUCGAUUACAAAGUCGACAGUUCGAAGAUCCUCGACGCCCUGAGAAACACGCCGGGGCUCUCGGUGUCCGUGACGAGAACUCACACGCCGGAGCACAACAAGUCCCAAAUCGUAUUGCCCAGACCGCUCUCGAAAGCGUCCUCGUCGAGCAGAUCGCCGGACUCGCAGGCGGAAUGCGUGGAGAAGCUGCUGAAGAACAACAACGAAUUCGUCGACAAUCGCGGACGCACAAAUUCGCCACGCAGCCUGCCGGGUCUGUCGAUCAUUAUACCGAGCUUCCGCUACAGAAGUACCUCCGGCCAGCUGACGACGACCUCGCCGACGAACGCGAAGCGUCGCGUCGAGUCGCCCGAGAGCACCGUCAGCUUUCACAAGGCCGACACGUAUCCGGAGGAGAUCAAGCUCGUCAAGUAUCCGCACGAGGACGACAAGAUGAGAGAAGAAGACGAGGACGACUGCGACUCGCAGGUGCUGGAGGAUCUCAGACAGAAGAGAACGGACUCGCCGAUUUACGACAGCAUGGACGUGGAAUAUUACAACAAAUCCACAACGGGUCCCGGGGGCAACCGAGAAGAUAACAAAACGUCGGCGGAGAACGCGAAGACCGAUUCCCUGUGGACCGGCAGGAAUAGCGAGGCGCAAGCCAAGUGUAAAUAUCAGCAUUUCGACGAGCAGAUCCUGGAGGAGCUGCGAUCACGCGGCACCGUGGUCUCGCCCCAGCCCAGCGGGAUCCCGUGUUCCCCCGCCUCCAGGAGACCGUCGUCGACGUAUCUCGAGAGGCUGCUCCCGAGCCCGCCGUGUUCCGUGUCCUGCUCGGAGGACACGAACGAGCUGACGCUGAGAAGCAUUCUGGCAUCGUCCGGCAACGUGGAGACGCAGGACCACGAGAAAUCCAAAGAGGGAGCGGCGAUUCGAUCCGAUCCGGGUAUCGAUCCGCGCGCGAUAUAUCCGAGCGUCGAUAGAAACGCGAGGAAUCCCAACAGUCAGCGGAACUUCCAGGAGCGCCUGAGUGUACACAAUCAGGAAGUGAGAAACUCCGGCAGACCGAUGUCCAGCGGCGACAUUCACAGCACCUUCUACACAAUGGCGGAUCGCGUCGCGCCCAAGCGACCGAUGUCCGCCGAGUGGCAGUCGACCGGACGUCAGAGAAAUCAAAUCAAUUAUUACCAGAAAGUUGUCGGCAGAACGAAACAUUACCACGCCGAUAACAAUCACGAUCAAGACCAGGUUACGUUCGCCGCGUCGAGCAGCACGGAGAAACUCCUGGAUCCGGCGAGUCAGCUUCGCGAGUUGGUCGAGACGGUCGGCCAUCUAAUUCCCGAUCCACUUCUGGUUCCUCGCAGUUAUCUGCCGGCACUGGCCGCGGCGCCGGCAAUCGAAAUUCCCAAGCUGUUGGUCAGCAGACCCGAGCUGAGACUGCCCGAAGCCCUCAACAGGCCCGAGCUGCUGCAGGAUCCCGAUCUGCUUGUGAUAUCGCUCGCGCAUCUGCAGCACGUGCUGGAUCACGGCGAGGGUCCGGUCUCCAGGUCGCACGUACCGGUACAGCAACAGCCGAGGGCUGUCGUCGUUAACGGCAACAAAGGACCGUCCGGUCACGCGAACAACAACGUGAGAUACGGCACCACCACCGUCGCGAACGGCAGACCGAAGCUCAGCUGCAAACCGAUCGGCAUGCUGAUGCCGACGCAGCCGAUAGAUCUGUCGAACGGCGGACGAUCGUCACGAUUCAACCCCUAUCCACCUCUGCUGAGGGUGCGCAGUGGUUUGCUCAAACAGGAGCCGGAAGUGAGCUCCACCGCGAGCUCACCGGACGAGUCACAUCUAUGGCAUCCAUUAUUCGGAAGCCAGAAGAGACAACAACAUCACCAACAGCAGCAGCAGCAACAGUACCAGCAGGCGCAACAGCAGCACGUUUCCUGGCACAGGACGACUCUCGCCUCCUGAUCAUCAUCGUGAUCUCGACCUUGACCGCAAGUCCAGCCUGAAAGAAGCGUUUUACGGGAGAAAGGAACGCGAUGGGACAAGGAACGCCGCGACGCCACUUCUUACGCGGUUUCGGCUGUUCGUCGAGAAAUGCGAAUGAAGAAAAGCAUGCCGGCGAAGAUCUUCGCGGAAUGAUCGCACCGCAGAACUUCGCAAACAAACCUUUCGUGAUAUUCAGUCGAGGCGGCCGAUUCGAUGCCAUUCUUUCUUUCGAUCCGUCAUUAGUCGUCCGUGUAUUUGUGCGCAAUGUAAACGUUAAAUUGUUUUCUUUAAAACUUUGCAAGUUGACAACAAAAAUAUAAAGAUAAUGAUUUCUCAUUUU